Molecule: messenger RNA, 1056 nt
Organism: Parascedosporium putredinis
Lineage: Eukaryota; Fungi; Ascomycota; Sordariomycetes; Microascales; Microascaceae
Source: the annotation of a GenBank genome assembly
AUGGAUGGUCUUUCGGAGACCACGAAGAGCAGGGCCGGGUCGAACCUCACAAACAAGUUCCAGGAAAUCACGUGGAAUGAGCGGAAGCGCCUCGCCUUUGGCGGUUGCGUCCUCGAGAACGCCGACUCGCCCCGAUCGAGCCCGAGCUCCCAGCCUGAUCUGCGCCGUAUCGGCAUGGAUCGUUACUACAAUAUCAAACCCUGGAGCCACAACCGUGUAAAGCUUCUCGUCCCCGAAGGCGCCCUCGAUUACGUCAACGCCUCUCCAAUAGUUCUUAAAUCACCUUCCGACUCGGAACUUGCGCCGUUUCGCUAUGUGGCCAUGCAGGGACCUACUCCCCAAUCCACCGAUUCCGUCUGGCGCAUGGUGGCCGAGCAGCUUGGUACCACGGCAGUCAUUGUCCAGCUCACUAAUAUGGUGGAGAAUGGGGCGCAAAAGUGCUUCCCGUACUUUCCACACCUCGAGGCGGAACCUACAUGGGUGCUAAACGAGAAGGAUGUAUGGCAGGACGGCUGGGCCGGCAGUCUCACGUUCAAGGAGACGCAGACGCUGGCGGAUGGCGACAUCGAAGUUACAAAGCUCAUCCUCCACGUGGACGGCGAGGAAGAAGACCGCACGGUUUGGCACCUUUUGUACACCAAGUGGCCGGACUUUGGCGUUCCUGCCAUCGAACAUCUCGACAGCUUCUUUGAGAUAAUGCGCCUCUCCCGCGAAUACAAUAUGGAGGACAAGCCGCGUAUUAUACACUGCAGCGCUGGAGUCGGUCGCACGGGUACGUUUAUCGCUCUAGAACACCUCAUGCGGGAGCUCGACACUGGAUACCUCGCGAACUACGACGCCAACGUGACUGGGGAACCGGAUUUCAUAUUCAAAGUUGUCGACCUACUUCGGGAGCAGCGCAAGUCAAUGGUGCAGGCAGAGAUUCAGUUCCUAUUCAUAUACAGGGUGCUGAGGAAGUUGUGGCUCGACAAGUACAGAGACACUGCCGAUGGCGAAUACGACGUGGAGCCAGCCCCCAAGAGGCUCGAGGUCUCGGAUACAUACAGCAGCGAUUGA